Elgaria multicarinata webbii is the source of this 1152-nucleotide messenger RNA. RefSeq names its product purinergic receptor P2Y13 (gene P2RY13). Gene Ontology annotation, molecular function: G protein-coupled purinergic nucleotide receptor activity. Bases 69 to 1079 code for a protein of 336 amino acids. The transcript has 2 exons. Gene Ontology annotation, cellular component: membrane. NCBI's taxonomy places the organism in Eukaryota, Metazoa, Chordata, Lepidosauria, Squamata, Anguidae. The record is from RefSeq and is a predicted model, not a curated record. Gene Ontology annotation, biological process: negative regulation of adenylate cyclase activity; G protein-coupled receptor signaling pathway.
UGCGAGAGUUUAUCUAGUACGGAAAUAGCAGUCACGUAUUCCUACCAAGAGAGUCUCUCUUUCAAACCAUGAAUGGAAGUAUCAACAUCUCUAAUGGGACAGUAUCCUUCUCUGGACAAUGCCACCGAGACACCAGGAUAGCCCACGUGGUCUUCCCAGUCUUGUACAGCAUUCUUUUCCUUGCUGGGUUUCUACUGAACUGUCUGGCUGUAUUGGCUUUUUUCCAGAUACAAAACACAUCAAGUUUCAUCGUGUAUCUUAAGAAUACCUUGGUUUCUGAUUCCAUAAUGACACUUAUGUUGCCUUUCAAGAUUCUAACGGAUUCAGAACUGGGAUUGUGGCAACUCAAAGCUUUUGUUUGCCGUUUUUCCGCCGUAAUAUUUUAUGAGACUAUGUACAUCAGCAUAGUGCUGCUGGGACUUAUUUCUUUAGACAGGUUUCUCAAGAUCAUUCGACCAUUUGGGAAAUUUUGGUUGCAUAACGUCACUUCAGCAAAAAUUCUCUCAGGGUUUGUCUGGUUCUUCUUUUUUGGCCUCUCCUUGCCAAACAUGAUUUUGUCAAACCGUGAAGCUACACCUCUUUCUGUAAAGAAGUGUGCAUCCUUGAAGAAUCACUUGGGACUGAAAUGGCAUGAAGCUGUCAACUAUAUAUGCCAGUUCAUCUUUUGGACCGUACUGAUCUUAAUUCUCUUGUUUUAUAUAAUUAUUGCUAAAAAGAUCUAUAGCUCUUAUAUAAAAAGUCAGACAAAAGGGUGUAAAAUUAAGCAGAGAGCCAAGAGUAAAGUAUUCAUCAUUGUAGCUGUUUUCUUUGUCUGCUUUGCCCCUUUUCAUUUUGCCCGUGUACCUUACACUCUCACACAAACUGGCAAGAGUAUUGACUGCAAUAUACAGAACCAAUUAUUUAUAGCAAAAGAAAGCACUCUCUGGUUAGCAUCUGCAAAUAUAUGUAUGGAUCCUCUGAUUUACAUAUUCUUGUGCCGACAGUUUGUAGAAAAAGCUUUCUGUGUUAAAUUACGAAAAUCUAAGUAUACAACUCAAGAAAGUCAAACUAUUGCACUGGACACUGGAAUAUCUGCAUAGCCUUUUUGGUUUUCAGCCCUUUCUUAUUCUGAAAUUUGCAUUACUGUGUUUUUAAAUUAAAAUACAUUUUAAU